Messenger RNA from Schistosoma mattheei, 5915 nucleotides. The record is from the annotation of a GenBank genome assembly. NCBI's taxonomy places the organism in Eukaryota, Metazoa, Platyhelminthes, Trematoda, Strigeidida, Schistosomatidae.
AUCAAGAUGAUGCAAUACAGUGCAUAGAGAUGAAAUGUUUUACACUCAAUAACAGUCUCAGGUUCGAAUCUCGCGAGGCGAGAUCUUGAAUGCACAAUUUAUCUCCCUGUCCUUCCCAACUACUGCUAAACAAAUUUCAUAUCUCUUUGAAACACAGUUUUCCUUAUUUCUAUAGUCUAUUUCGUUUGAACGCACUACAUCUUGUCCUACGGAUUUACCGCUGUGUUCGUAAAGGAAAUACGUCACAGGGUUUUCUCGUCUAUUGGUUCACUUUUAUAGUGACUCCUUUACCUAAUGCAUUAAAGUUCAGAUAAUGUUACACAAUCAAAAUGGUCAGAGUAUGUACAAUCGUCAGUCGUUGCAGCCAGAGAAAGAAUACGGUUACCUCGGUGUUUCUGGUCAGCACGUUUAUGGUGCUUCUAACACAAAUGUGACAGAUACUUACCCGCAAGGUCAUCCUAACAGCAGCUUCCAGCCACCACCUAACUACUAUUCUGGAAAUCAAGGACAGGCCUUCCAACCACAAUCUCAGCCUCCAUAUUAUUCCGCUCAGUCAAUACAGAGUGUGAAUCAACCACCGUUGCCACCCAUGCCUCCUAUCCCAAACCAUCAGGAUUUUACUCAACGUCCUCAGCAGCCGCGUCUUCCUCCAAUGCCACCAAUGCCUCCGGGACAUGAAGGAGUUCCACCACCCAGUUAUCGACAACCUCAACCUCCAGGUCCGUUUCCAUUGCCAAAUGGUGCUAACACCCAGAUAAAUACAUUACAUUCUCAACAGGCAUAUCAAAACGGUCCAGUAUCCAGACAACCACAGUUCUCUCAAAGUAUAAAUGCAGAUAGAUUACCCAGUCCUAUCGAGGUUAUUGAGAGCAAUCGGGCUCAGUGUACUGGACCUUUUUAUACAGGACAACGAGGUGUUGUGCCUCCUCUAGUCACAACUGACUUUAUAUCACGUGACCAGGGUACAUGUGCACCUUGUUUCAUUCGAUCUUCUUUAUACUCUGUUCCGAAUUCAUCAGAUCUCCUUAAAACUGUUGGGAUCCCGUUUUCACUUACAAUAUCUCCAUUUGCAGUACAACAUACAGAAGAUAUGAAUGUUGUAAUAAGCGAUAUGGGUCCACAAGGUCCAGUUCGAUGUGUUCGAUGUAAAGCCUACAUGAAUCCCUUCAUGAAUUUUAUUGACGGUGGUCGAAGGUUCCAAUGUCCACUUUGUAAUGGUUUAACUGAAGUUGCCGCUGAAUAUUUUGCUCAUUUAGAUCAUACUGGACGUCGAGUUGAUGCAGGUCAAAGACCUGAACUAUGCUUAGGCAGUUACGAAUUAUUAGCAACAGCGGAAUAUUGCAAAAACAACCAAUUACCUUUACCUCCGGCCAUCAUAUUUCUACUAGAUGUUUCCCAAUCUGCUAUACGUUCAGGUUUAGUACAGCUAUUCUGUUCCCAGUUUGUUGAACGUAUUCUACCAAAUUUACCUAGGGAAAAUUUUGCAUCACCAGAUAUGGUUAAUCCAAUUCGAUUGGGAUUUAUUACAUAUGAUCAUCAACUUCACUUCUAUACUGUACCGCGUGAGUCGUCGUCAUCCAUUCAGCAAACAUCUGAAUCUACAGAUCAGAACACUUAUAACUCUUACGGUAAACCUCAAAUGUAUAUUGUAGCGGAUAUUGAAGAUGUGUUUGUGCCUACAGUUGAAGGUUUCUUGAUACCACCUGAUCCUGUUAUCAUUUCUAGUAUUUUAGAAAUGAUACCUACUCAAUUUUGUACAGAGAAUGCUUUAAAUAGACAACCUACAGAUAGUGUAUUAGGCCCAGCUAUCCAAUCUGGAAUGGAAGCUUUACGUGCUGCAAAUCGUUCUGGAAAAUUAUUUGUCAUACAUGCUAAUCUACCGAUUGGUGAAGCACCGGGUAAAUUGAAAAAUCGAGAUGAUCGGCGUCUUAUAGGGACUGAAAAAGAAAAGACUUUACUUCUUCCUGAUAAUGAUUUUUAUGUUGGACUUGGUCAAACAUGCGUAGAAGUCGGUUGCAGUGUAGAUCUUUUUCUUUUCCCUAAUUCAUUUGUUGAUAUUGCUUCUUUAGCCGAAGUGCCCAGAUUGACAUCUGGUCAUUUAUUCAAAUAUAACUGUUUCCAGGCUGACUUACAAGGUCAUCAGUUUAUAGCCGAUCUUCAACAUACUUUGGCCAAUCUACAAGCUUUCAACGCUGUUAUGCGUGUUCGAACAAGUACUGGUAUUAGACCUGUUGAAUUCUUUGGUAAUUGUUACCUACCUAAUACAACUGAUGUUGAGUUGGCUAGUGUUAGUUCAGAUAUGGCAAUCACUGCAGAAUUACGUCAUGAUGAUAAACUUCAAGAAGGUGAACACGUAUUCAUUCAAGUUGCAUGUCUUUAUACUUCCAUAUCUGGACAACGAAGGCUACGUAUUCAUAAUCUGUCAAUUCCAGUGACAAGUAUGAUACCUGAUGUAUUUCGUCUUGUCGAAUUAGAUGCACAUAUGAAUUGGUUGAGUAAAUAUUCAAUGCGUUCUCUACUCAACCGUACACAUUCACAAGUAAUGGAUGAUUUAACGACAAGAGCUGCUAACACCUUGGCUGCUUAUCGUCGUCAUUGUGCUUGCGGUCCAAAUGAUGUAAAUUCGAAUCCUAGUGAAUUAGUAUUACCACAAAAUAUGAAAGUAUUUCCUUUGUACAUACAAUGUCUUAUGAAAACUGAAGCUUUUAGUCCUGCUGACGGUAUCACAAUUGAUGAUCGUUGUUGGCAAAUGUUUUUGGUCAAUCAAAUGGACGUUAAACAAUCCAAUUGUUAUAUUUAUCCUCAUUUGUAUCCUAUUGUAUGUUAUUGUAUAUUUGAUCAGAAUUUACUCUGAUAAUUACUUCUCGUUAUAUUUAUAUAUUCAGAGCGGGGAUUCAUUUAUUAAGGGACUCAACUUUCAGCCACUACGUCUCAGGUUCCAGCUCCACCUCACCUACUUUGGUUUGGACAACCGGGUAGUGCUACUUUAGUGAACAAGAACACGGGUGGGGACAAUUGAAUGUAUUUAACACAAAUUACAGGACUUGUUAAUAAAAUCUAACAAUCAUAAAUAAAAUGCUUAAUUUGCAAAAUGUCCAUCAAUUGUCUCAAAAUCACUCAGACUUCAUUGUUCUUGCAUUUUCAUACAAAUUGCAUUCUGUUUCGAUUCUUUACUGUUCGAUCUUCUUGUCUCUGCUUCCAGACCUUCUGUUCACGACCAACAUCAUAUACUACUUAUGUCAAUAUAAGUAGCACACACCAUACUACUAACCCUUACAUUUAAAGUGUUGCUCAAAGCCAUGUUCAUGAAUCUAUGCUUUUAUGGCUAUGAAAUACUAUGAAAACUGAAUAUUUUUUUUAUCGGACUCCAAUAUUCCACAGUUACGGCGGUUUUAGGCUACAUUCACACACACGCACCCAAAGCUCAUCUUUACCCAUUUUGUACUAGUAGCUAAUGUUAGUGGACCAGUGUUAUUGUUUAGUGAAGUGUAUACACCCGAUUCGGAAUCACUUUUGCUGACCAUUUCACAAUAGUUUUGUUUUCUCUUAUACACGUUGAUUAAUUUGUUUUUCAGUGUACAGUGGAGUGGUGGUUUAAGUUUGGCUAGGGUAUCCUUUCAACAUUCGAUCAAGGCGUGUCCGAUGUUCGAAAUUCUUUCCACGUGCUUCAGCUUUCGGUGGGGUGGGAGUUGUGCUCAGGGUAGUAUCGUCAGGCUUCGCAUUAUCACACGCCAACAGUAUAACUCAAAUGCGGUUACAUAAACCUGUAAUUAUCAAAUGAGUUGCAUUUAGACUUCUAUUGGACAACACAUGAGUUUAGCUUAACGUUUUUAGUUUUCCGUAAAUUUAUAUGUAUAUGUUUAUAUAUAAUUCCUUAAAUUAUGAAUUAGCAGAGGCUUGGAACCUUUGGAACUAGUCAGACUUAUAAUUGUCAUCUGUUUAAUUCGUUAAUCGAAUAUCUCUAAUCUUUGUAUCAUAAAAAUGAGUUUAAGAUUGGUAAACGGUUUUCUCGAUAGUAUUAGUAUGUUUUGCCCUGUAAUCUUUAGCAAAUGAGCGUUAUCUCAAUUUCAACCUCAUUCUUUCUUUAAAAAAUACUUAUUUUAGCAUGAUCUUUCACUGAAUUUCGAAGGUGAUAUCCCUUAUCCUCCAGCUGCUAUACGCUGUUCAUAUGAUCGUUUACAAAUGGAUGCAGCUUAUUUAUUGGAUAAUGGAAUUUAUCUUAUCAUGUGGAUUGGUCCAAAUAUUUCGUCAGAAUGGAUUCAAGCAGUAUUCAGUGUUCAAAAUCCUGAACAUUUUGAAUCAGAAAAAAUCUAUGACUUGUGUAAUUUUGAUAACGAAAUCUCACGUAAUCUGUGUACAUUGCUGAAAAAAGUUCGUAAAAAUCGUUGGCAUUAUUCUCGGUUAUUGGUUGUACGUCCUGGAGAUAAAAGCGAACUAUGGUUUCGACGUUUCAUGGUCGAGGAUCGAUGCAGUGGUAAUUCGAUUUCAUACACAGAAUAUCUAUGUCAUAUUCAUAAAGAAGUAUCCAGUUUACUACAUUGAUAUUAUUGAUGAUAAUAUGAGCACUAUCGAUAUGGGUUGAUGCUUAAAUUAUUGGUCUAGUUUAAUCCCUUACUUUGGUUUUGUUUAUUCAAAACAAACACUCUCCUAGUAUUUGCAGCAUGAAAUUCGUCGAAUGCCUUAUUCUUUUCUUAUGUACUCUUGUUGUCGGAGAACAACUUCUUUAAAAAAAAUACCCAUUUAUAUUUACAUCAAUCUUAAUCUGGUAUUUAUUCUUGCGAAUUCCUUUGAAAUGUGUUACGACUAGUGCUUCCUUGAGAUAUUUCAGCAAUUUCUGGCUUAUACAUUAGUGUAUUGCAUCGUGUGUGUGUGUGUGUUUGUAUGUGUAUGACUACUAUUCACAAACAGUAUAAACCAUACUACAUAUGAAGGUAGGUAUAGAUUUUAUGUAUGUGAAAAGAAAAUAGUUAGACGGGGCCAAGUUAUGAGCACACACACGGUGUUUGUAUUUUCUUUGUUACUGUUCUCAGUUUGUCAUCAUCACCACACUGGUUUCACGGUUUUUUACUUUUUGCUUCAUUUGCUUUCUUUCUCCAUUAAUUCGAUAUGAUCCUAUCAUUUUAGAUAAAUAAUAAAAAAAAAACCUAUUUUGAUUCUUUGAAUUACAUCAAGUAGUGUUAUUUUGCGUUUAUGCACACGGUAGCGCAUAUCCAGCUCAACCCUUGUUAACAAAAGAUCAUCACCAUAACUAUAAGCAAUAGGGAUUCAUUCAUCCUUUCUCUCCUUCUAUGCUUUGUUCUCCUUCUCCUUCUCUCUCCUUUUUGUUUUCUGUUCACUGUGGACAACGGCAAUACGUUUUAUGUUGCUUAAAAUAUGCCAAAAUGGUACUUGUUUUUGUGAUUGUGAGUAGUGGUGAAUUUUGUUGAUUUCUUUUUACUACUACUGAGGAGAAUCCAUCAGCUUACUUUUACCCUGCCCACCCCUUAUCCUGAAACUAAUGUAAUUUGUAUUUUGAAUUGUGAUGUUGUAUUCUGGCUUUGUUUUGUUUUGUUCUGCUUAUUAAUUAGAUACGUUGAGAAUAGUGUAUUUGUAUGUUCUACUUUUGUUGUUGGUUUUAGUUCUUUUGUGAUACUAAUCUUCUGACUUCUCUCUCUCUCUCUGUGUGUGUGUGUGUGUUUGUGGAGAAUGACAGUGACAAAAUGAUCUUUGAAAAGAGAAUUAUUGACUUAUUGAUAGCUUUGAUUAAAUUACAUUAAUGUUACAUAUUAUUUCCCUGUAUUGUUUUUUUAAAUGGUUUCCCGCAUAUUUUGAAUUUAUCAUGAAUUUUUCUUCUUAUGUUCCAAUCCUAAGGAUUAUCGGGAUGUUUGCUUUAAUUAAUAUACGUUUUUAUGAAUAACUUAUUCAACAUAUGAUCU